Betta splendens (Siamese fighting fish) is the source of this 1533-nucleotide messenger RNA. Its product is annotated as V-type proton ATPase subunit d 1-like. The record is from RefSeq and is a predicted model, not a curated record. Gene Ontology annotation, cellular component: early endosome; vacuolar proton-transporting V-type ATPase complex; proton-transporting V-type ATPase, V0 domain. Gene Ontology annotation, molecular function: proton-transporting ATPase activity, rotational mechanism. Bases 487 to 1533 code for a protein of 348 amino acids. The transcript has 8 exons. NCBI's taxonomy places the organism in Eukaryota, Metazoa, Chordata, Actinopteri, Anabantiformes, Osphronemidae. Gene Ontology annotation, biological process: vacuolar transport; proton transmembrane transport; vacuolar acidification.
GUUUAUAGAGAUGAACAUGUGAAUUGUUUAAGACUAAAUCAUAAAAGGGGAGGAAGUUUGAAAUUUUUCUAAAAGGACCUUUACAUAUGGGGAAGAUGUUAUUUGCUUCAUAAAUCACCUGAUCUGUCUCCUGACAGUGAUUCAUCCUCACACAUGAUAAUAAUCUUCAGCAUAUAUUAGGAUUGAUUGGGCAAAACCAUUGGGAGUGUUGCAUCAUGGGAGGGCAGUGAAGCUGCUGGGCUCUUCUUUCAUUCAACACAAGCACAAUUUAGCAGAAAAACAAACGUCUUCAUCUCAGCUCACCGUAAUAACUAAGCUACUUGGACGGGAACAUUAUCAGAGCAGCCGUGGAACUUACUGUGAAACAGGAAGAGGAAAAAAGUGCGUGAAUAUUAGUCACGGAGGAAAUAUUGCAGAAGUUCUGAUAAAAAAAAAAGACUUAAAGAUGCUUUAAGCUGCGUCCGGGCUGACAGCUGGUCAGGCAUCAUGGAGGAGCUCAGCUUCAACGUGGACCACGGUUAUCUGGAGGGUCUGGUCCGGGGCAUGAAGGCUGGGAUCCUGACCCAGGCCGACUAUCAGAACCUGACCCAGUGCGACUCACUCGAGGACAUGAAGCUGCACCUGCAGAGCACAGACUACGCGAAGCUGCUGUCGUCGUCCGAAGGCGACCUGACUGUGUCACUGGUGGACAGCAAGCUGAGGGACAAGCUGGCCACUGAGUUCAGCUGCCUGCGCUCCAACGCGCUGCCGCCGCUCUCCACCUUCCUCGACUACAUGACCUACAGCUACAUGAUCGACAACGUGGUGAUGCUGAUCACCGGGGCGCUGAAGCAGAGGGACGUGGCGGAGCUGCUGCCGCGCUGUCACCCGCUGGGGGCGUUCGACCAGAUGGCUGCCGUGGGCAUCGCUCGCACCCCCACGGAACUCUACUCGGCCAUACUGGUGGACACGCCGCUAGGCCAGUUCUUCCAGGACGCCGUGUCGGAGUCCAACCUGGAUGAAAUGGAAGCUGAGAUCCUGAGGAACAAGCUGUAUAAGGCAUACCUAGAGUCCUUCCACUCCUUCUGCAAGGGCGUUGGUGGCGCUACCAUGGAAACCAUGUGUCCUGUCCUGGAGUUCGAGGCCGACAGACGGGCCUUCAUCAUCACGGUGAACUCCUUCGGCACCGACCUCAGCGGCGCCGACAGGAGUGCGCUGUAUCCGUCUUGUGGCAGACUUUAUCCUGAAGGACUGAGUCUGCUGGCCAAGGCGGAGGACCACGAGCAGGUCAAAGCCGUGGCCGACUGCUACGCAGAGUAUAAAAUCCUUUUUGAAGAACCAGAGCCAGGAAAAGAUUUUAAGACUCUGGAGGACAGAUUCUUUGAACAAGAGGUGAAGCUGAACACACUCGCCUUCCUGCAGCAGUUCCACUUCGGAGUGUUUUACUCCUACAUCAAGCUGAAGGAGCAGGAGAUUCGUAACAUCAUCUGGAUCGCUGAGUGUGUCACACAGAGACAGAAGUCCAAGAUUGACCACUACAUCCCCAUUUUUUAG